CCCACCAGCCUGGGACUGAGGAAUUUGUUCUGAAUGUAUGGAAACCACCUGUGGGGGUCUGUACAUAAAAGAGGCCUGUUUUCAAUAAAGAUUGUCAGAGUUGUACCUCCAGAACAGUGUCUCGUCCAGUUCCUGGGGGGAAAUGGGUCUUCUUGUAUUUUAAAUGGUUCCUGAUCGGCUGAAGGAAGGGAAUUAGCGGAGGUAACCGGUUGUGUUACCAGGUGGACCGCUACAUUAUACUUGUCUUUUUUCCAGUGUAGACUCCCUAUGCAGUUAAGUUACACAUGUGUAAUGUUAUUAUUGGAUGUUAUUGUACCUGCUUUUCAUUCACAAUGCCAUUUUGAUGCAUUAUAUUGUCUCAGUAAAAUAACAUUAAUAAAACAAAACAGGAAGAGAGAUCACUGCUUAAGUAACCACCUGAGACAUCUAUAGCUAGCCUGGUAAGUCCACAGCAGUUAAGAAAAUGUUCUAAUUUUAAGUGUUUUCUUUCCAGUAGAUGGUUCCAUAAACAGAAAUGAAAUCAGUGGAUUGUACACUUCAGUUUCUUCUCCGGAUUAUGUAACCGAAGAUAACGAAAUCACAAGUAAUCGAAAAAUAAACUGUGUGGCAGUCAGUACACCAGGCAGUAAAUCUUUGAGUCAUGAUACUGCAGAAUCCGAGGUAGUUCAUCUCAGAGACAUUAAUACGCCCAUAGAACAUAUACAGACUGAAGAUCCAUCUACUCAUAUUAAGGAGGAAUCAGACUCGUGUGAGGAAGGGAAUCUCCCAGACACAGACAUUUACACACCCACAGAAGAUGCACAGAUAGAAUAUUCAUCUACUCAUAUUAAGGAGGAAUCUGACUCAUGCGAGGAAGGAAGUCUCGCAGACACAGACUUGUAUACAGCCACAGAAGAUGCACAGAUAGAAUAUACAUCUACUCAUAUUAAGGAGGAAUCAGACUCGUGUGAGGAAGGAAAUCUCCCAGACACAGACAUUUACACACCCACAGAAGAUGCACAGAUAGAAUAUCCAUCUACUCAUAUUAAGGAGGAAUCAGUCUCAUUGGAAGAAACAAAUGUUGCUGAAGCUACCAUUUAUCCAAUCAAUAGCGCUAUACAAAUGGAUUAUACAACAAAGUGUGAAACCGCAUCAAAUGAAAAACAAAUUCUCAUAAGCAAUAAUAUUUAUACAGGCACAGACCAUACAGAGGCAGAAUAUUCAACUAACCUUAUUAAGGAAGAAUCUUUGUCAUGUGAAGCCAGCACUCUCACCAGCUCCGAGGUUUAUACACCCACAGAAAAUAAACAUCUAGGCUAUACAUCAAAUAAUGAAUCAACCUCACAUAAACAAGGAAAUCUCAGAGAAUCUGACAGUUAUACACCCAGAGAAUAUACACAGACAGAGUAUCUAUCUACUCAUGUUAAGGAAGAAUCCGAUUCAUAUCAAGAUGUAAAUCUCACCAUCUUAGACCUUCUUACCCCCACUCAUCAUACUGAAACGCAAAACAAAGGAAAUAGUAACUGCUUUGAUGGUGCUAAGGUUUCAUCUACCAAUCCAGAGCUUGUUAAACAGAAGAGUGUCAACAAAGGAACUACAUUGACCAGUACAGAUUACAUUGGACAUAAGUGGUUUAAGCAGAAACCACAUCUUCUCACACGUAAGAGAACUCACAAAGAGAAUAUAUUUUUUUGUUCUGAAUGUGGGAAAUAUUUUGCUAAAAUGUCACGUCUUCAGAUACAUAUGAGGAUUCACACAGGAGAGAAAUCAUUUUCUUGUUCUGAAUGUGGGAAACGCUUUCCUCAAAUGUCAUAUCUUAAGAGGCAUGUGAAGAUUCAUUCAGCUGAGAAACCAUUUUCUUGUUCUGAAUGCCUAAAGUGUUUUGCUCUUAUGUCAAUGCUUAAGAAACAUCAGAGGAUUCACACAGGAGAGAAACCAUUUUCUUGUUCUGAAUGUGGGAAACGCUUUCCUCAAAUGUCAUAUCUUAAGAGGCAUAUGAAGAUUCAUUCAGCUGAGAAACCAUUUUCUUGUUCUGAAUGCCUGAAGUGUUUUGCUCUCAAGUCAACUCUGAAGAAACAUCAGAGGAUUCACACAGGAGAGAAACCAUUUUCUUGUUCUGAAUGCCUGAAGUGUUUUGCUCUCAAGUCAACUCUUAAGGUACAUCAGAGGAUUCACACAGGAGAAAAACCAUUUUCUUGUUCUGAAUGUGGGAAAUGUUUCACUGAUACUUCAAAUCUUAAGAUUCAUCAAAAGAGUCACACAGGAGACAAACCAUUUUCUUGUUCUGAAUGCCAGAAAUGUUUUGCUCGCAAGUCAGCUCUUAAGAGACAUCAGAUUAUUCACACAGGAGAGAAACCAUUUUCUUGUUCUGAAUGUGGGAAAUGUUUCACUGAUAUUUCAACUCUUAAGACUCAUCAGAGGAUUCACACAGGAGACAAACCAUUUUCUUGUUCUGAAUGUUGGAAAUGUUUCACUGAUAUUUCAACUCUUAAGACUCAUCAGAGGAUUCACACAGGAGACAAACCAUUUUCUUGUUCUGAAUGCCUGAAGUGUUUUGCUCACAAGUCAACUCUUAAGAAACAUCAGAUGAUUCACACAGGAGAGAAACCAUUUUCCUGUUUUGAAUGUGGGAAGUGUUUCAGACAGCGUUCAAAUCUUCACUCACAUAAGGUGAUCCAUACAAGAAUUCAUCCUCUUGUUUAGAACAUAGAAAACCUUUUUGUAAACUUAAUACUUCUAUGUCAGAGGAUUCAUACAGAUUGUAGUAAAUGUAUGAAAUGAAUAAUAAAAAUAAUUACUUAAAAACCUAGUGUAAACCCAGAGUCCACACUCCUUGCUUUUGGCAAUUCAAUAAUAUUUAUUAAGAGAGGCUUAUCAAACUAAUAAACAAUACAUAUACUUUUGAAAUAGGCUAUUAUAUGUUGCUAUGAAAAAUAGUAAUUGAUUGAAUGGAAAGUAAACUAUAUUAACAUAAUGAAAUGGGCAUAGACGCGUGAUACAGUUACCACUCCAUUGAUCAUCAGCUGAGAGUAAGAGGGUGUGUAUAAUGGGGAGGGAGAAUAGAGAGAGAGAGAGAGAGGGUGAGGAGAGGAAAUUCAAAGCGAGAGAGAAUGUGUUAUUUACAGCCCUUCCUUCUGCUGGACACACCUCCCUUAGUCAAUCCCUUAGAAUCUAACAGAACCAGAUUGCAUCCUGGAAGACAAGGGAUUGCUCUGGAAGGGAAUGGGGGAGGAGUUUAUCAACAACCUAACUGGUUUUGCAUGGUGAAAGGCCAUGUGCCUCACAGAGCACUCCAUUAUUGCCUAAGGGUAGAAUGGGGCUUAAACCCCUGUAUUAGAACAUAAUAACACUUACUUUGCAUACAGUUGGGCUGUUAAUCAGUCCCCCCACUUAUUCCUAGUAAAUUUCAAAUCUAAAGGGAGACUGUAAGCAUUCUAACAAUUUCAUCUGACAUGAGUUGGUUAUAGUGCCUGCAGUCUCUUAGCAUUGUCCUUUAAUUCAGUGUAUAUAAGUAUUUUAUGAGCGGUUUAACACUAACGAAUAGUCCCUGGUCACCCACAGACUGCUGUCAUCCUCACAUGCAGAAGGUAGGGAUAGCCAUACCAAUUCAUACCAGCAAAGUCCAAUGUAAUAUGCAGUCCGCUGACACAUUCAGCCAAUUCAAAAGCAAAACGAGAUUGGCUGCCCGAGACUGUCAAAUGGUUUAACAAUGAAUGGAAUGGUGGUGCCAGGGUACUACAGACACUAUAAAAACUUUGACAUGAAUCAGUCAUAGUGCGUAGAUUGUCCCUUCAAGGUAAAAAUAGCUGAAUUGAUCAGAUUUCAUAAGUCCGCUAUGCUUUCAGUUUGGGUACUGUGGCCUUUAAUAUGAAAGUCACUUUGAAUUCUCCCUGUAGUAAAAAACAAAACAAAAAAACACAUGUUAGUGUUCUUAAAUUUAUACAAAGCUAAAGUAAAAACUAAAAUAUUACCCAACUCUUAAUCUAAACCGAAUAUCUUUACAUAGGGGAAGUUACCAGUUAUUUCUUCCCCCCCCACCCCUCCAUUCAAAUACUGCUAAAUAAAACGGUUCUUUCUGGCUAAUCCAGUGACUGUCAGAGAAACACUGAGAGACUUGAUGCAUAUAUUGCCAUCACCUCACUGUGUCUGCAAUGUUUGUCUAUAGGAAACCCUCACCACAAACCUAAAUUAUUAAAUAAAAUGGAGAUAUGAUAAGGUGCUAUACACACACCAUAUAAGAUACCCUGGAAUGCCUACUUUUCCCAGCAGAAAGGCAAGGUGCAUGUAAAAAAAAAAGGGAAAUAAACUGGUGAAAACAGAAAUUUUACCAUAAAUUCCUUAAUAUAUUGGCACUAUACAGGGAGUGCAGAAUUAUUAGGCAAGUUGUAUUUUUGAGGAUUCAUUUUAUUAUUGAACAACAACCAUGUUCUCAAUGAACCCAAAAAACUCAUUAAUAUCAAAGCUGAAUAUUUUUG
This is a messenger RNA of Pelobates cultripes (western spadefoot toad), 4454 nucleotides long. Lineage: Eukaryota; Metazoa; Chordata; Amphibia; Anura; Pelobatidae. The record is from the annotation of a GenBank genome assembly.